ACCAGAUGGUAUAACCGUCACUUCGAAAUACACAGGAAAAAACGCAUGUGAGGUGGGCCCCACUUCCGACUUCCUAAUUUCCGGUUUAAACGGCCUAAAUUAUCGUGAGUUUUUUAAACCUUCACCCUCCGAGCCAAAAACCCCCCAGCGAAGCCAAAACAGGAAAAAAUAAUGAUAAUAAUUCUAAAAAAAGGCUUAAAAAUUACUAAUUAUUAAAAAAAAUCCAAAAUUAUCUGUAAAUCAAGAGAAGACCUUGAAUGAGAAGCUCUUUCAGAUCGAGAAGGGAGGCAAUGGCGUCAAACAUUUAAAGAACCUUCCUUUCUUUGUCUUCCCCGAUCCAUUAAUAAAGGCCUUCACAUCGAACGGAAUCGGAUUUCAAAUGUUGUAAUUUUUUUUGCCUUUCGAUUUGGUACGCAUUUGAAAUCUUACGCAUUCCCUUUGGAAAGAUCGAUGUUUGUUUGCUUUUUUGCUCGGGAAUUGAAGAUUCGCCUCAAAUUCUAUCUUCUUUUUGUGUCUUGAGGAGAAUUUACGAUUUAUUGGCUCCGCAUUGAUUGAAAAUCGCACGGAUCCCCGCGAAUCUGGCUUUUUCAAUGUGCUGUUUUGGUGUUUUCUCGAUCGUGUCUUUGAAUCGUCAUUCCUGUCGAUAAAGAGCUAAAAAAGAUCAAAAAUAAAAAUUUUACUUCAUUUAUUCUUUGAGAAUCCAUUUAAUGCGUGAAGAGUGACUUGAAAUUGAGAGAGAAGAUAGCCGGUUACAUCCAAGGUUGAAAGAUGGAUCCUUUAGCUGCGGUCAGCGAAGAGCUAGCGGAGAUCGACGGACAAAUCGCCGACAUUUUUCGAGCUUUAUCAAAUGGAUUCCAGAAACUGGAGAAGGUUAAGGAUGUUAAUCGGCAGAGUAGGCAAUUGGAAGAGCUUACCGACAAGAUGCGAGAAUGCAAGAGGCUAAUCAAAGAGUUUGAUAGAGAAGUGAAGGAAAUGGAGAGUAGAACUGAUGCAAACACCCACAGAAUGCUGAACGAAAAGAAGCAGUCGAUGAUUAAGGAGUUGAAUUCGUAUGUUGCCCUUAAGAAGCAACAUCAAAGCAAUCUUGAGAACAAGAAUCGAGUUGAUCUCUUUGAUGGGCCUAAUGAAGGCUUUGGGGAAGAAAAUGUCUUGCUAGCGUCAUCUAUGACAAAUCAACAACUAAUGGAUAGAGGAAACCAAAUGAUGGAUGAGACUGAUCAAGCCAUUGACAGGGCUAAGAAGGUUGUUCAAGACACCGUUGAUGUUGGGACAGAGACUGCUGCAGCUCUCAAGUCUCAGACUGAACAAAUGAGCAGGAUAGUUAAUGAGCUGGAUUCUAUCCAUUUCUCAAUCAAGAAAGCAUCUAAAUUGGUCAAAGAAAUUGGUAGGCAGGUUGCCACUGAUAAGUGCAUUAUGGCAUUGUUGUUUCUUAUUGUCAUUGGUGUCAUAGCCAUCCUAAUCGUUAAGCUUGUGAACCCAAACAACAAGGACAUCCGGGAUAUUCCAGGCUUAGCACCACCUGCUAUGAGCCGACGGCUACUUUGGACUCCUAAUUGAAGAAAUAGAACCAGCUACCUGUU
Molecule: messenger RNA, 1580 nt
Organism: Durio zibethinus
Lineage: Eukaryota; Viridiplantae; Streptophyta; Magnoliopsida; Malvales; Malvaceae
Product: putative plant SNARE 11
Biological process (GO): vesicle fusion
Cellular component (GO): ER to Golgi transport vesicle membrane; SNARE complex; late endosome membrane
Molecular function (GO): SNAP receptor activity; SNARE binding
Source: RefSeq, a predicted model, not a curated record